CCCGAAGGAACAGUAGAGAGGUCCCAUACCCCUUCCCUCCCCUCUCCAAUUAACCACCAGAUAUCUGCAUUGGGUUCUCAUUACACACAUGCCAGAAGGCGCAACGAUUAUCCCAUGACCUCAUAACAAGAAUAUAUCAUUUCAUUUCUCUCCGAGACGCCGAAUGGCCUUCACCGACCUCUAACACUGGCAUGCGGUAUAGAUGAUGUGUGCUCUACCAAAGUCACCCAAGUCCACUUCAUCUGCUGCAACUGGCCAACAUCGGAAUACCUAUCUCUCGACGGGAAAACAUUCAAGUUUACGGAUUACUAGUGGUUUUGGAAAUAGCUGUGCAAUCAGGAUUUUAUUCCUGCGAUGUGGAUUCGACCAGAACUGUGACGAAGUUCAUAUCUUAGGUUGACGAAGUACAGCGUACACCCGUCCUCAUUGUGAAGGUGAUAAUAUAUUAGAUGACGAGGGAGUAGAUUAUACAACCAUUUGCAUAUGUAACUGUGUUUCAUCUGAUCUGACGUCCGCAGACCCCUCACUUGAAGCGAGGUGUUUUUUAACAUCAGCAUAACUAGCUCUAUUCUGGUCUUAAAUUGGAACACCCUGUCUAUUAAAGAAAACGUCAAUAAAUAAAUGAAUGAAUGAAAAUUGAUUAAUCUGGCGUUUCCGUCUCAGAGGUGUUUUUCUCUUCAUCACAAGUUGGCAACACAUGCAAGAUCUGGAUACAAGGUUUAGUGGACAAGAUGUAAGUAGCGAUUCUAGUAGUGGAUGAUCGAUGUGGUAUUUGAUCAGAGGGAUAUUUCAAAUUGUGUGUUGACUGAGAAGUUUCUAGUGGCAUCAUGUCAGGGGGUGGAAACCAAGCCGGCUUCCAGGGAUUCGGGAAGGGCAAUGGCAGACAACAGAAGAUGCAAAUGCGCGGUGGGAGCAGCGCGUCUUCCUCCUCUUCGAUGUCAUCAAACACGACGAGAUUACCAUCGGGCAUGAUGGCGAGUUCGUACUCCAGUUCGUCGUCUUCGUCGUCGGGCCCUUCCCAAAUCGGCCAGGGACUUCUUGGGGAAAAUGCCGGGUCAGUCGCCUCUGCAUUGGCAGCCACAAUGGAAGCAGCAUCCAAGGCAGCUGCAGCAGGCCAGGGGCAACAGAUGACGGUGACGACGGAGACUUCGACGUCACAGGUGCCGAGUCUCUCCGACGGCACUUCGCAAAUGAUGACCACCGUUACGACUAGGAAGAUGGCCAUGUCGUCGGGCGGUACGAUGGGAACCAUUGCGGAGAUGCCACCGUUUCCAGGGAACAUGCAAGGUUCGACUCACCUCGCGUCUCCGGUAUCCUCAGCAAACAUCCAAGAACUGAACCGAAUACACAAAGCGGGAAAUGCCGAUGUCUCCCGAUUCACGACCGAGGACUUCGGAAUGUGUCAUCGGCAUCUUUCGGAUAGCGUCACCUUGAGCCGAUUCCGAUCGAAGAACAACAAUCAAAAGGAGGAGAAUGGCGAUAAGAGAGAUAAUAUGAUAAAGCUUGCUGAACGAAUAAUGAAUACUGUCUUGCAAGCCGAGUCCUUUGCCGAGGUGAACGUUCUCAUGAAUCUACGUGAGCUAAGUGCCAUUGGACGAGUCGAUCGGAUAAGUUGCCAAUUUGCGGAGAUCGCAACCGAGAAAGAAUUUGCAGAUUUCUUCGCUACAGUCUGGCUCAAGCUUAAUCAAAUAGACAUCAAAGACCAGUUGACGUAUCCUGGUCAAUAUAUUGCUGUUAAUUUGUUGUUGGAUGCAACUCAACGAUUCACAGAGGUGAACCAGGCACUUUGCAAAGACAUGGGCAGACGAUGUCUUCCCGCGUUGCUAUCGAUACUCAACGAUCCUUUCUAUUCGUGUGACGCCCUCAACGGUGACGAUGAGCAAACGAGAUGGAUGUCCAGAAAAGAGUUCUUGAAAAAGAUAUUUAGCAUCAUUUGUAAUUGUCUGAGGAAGUAUCCCGAUAAUAGGGAGGUACUACGAAUGCACAAUGCUGCAAGUUACAUUCAAACUUUCCUUGAAAGCAGCUCAUUCGUUCUCCGGGCGAAGGCCUUGAAUAUCCUAGCCUACAUUGUGACUGAAGAUGAGAAUGAUAAAUUGAACACAAGCCCAAAGAACGCUGAAUUUAUGGUAAAUGUUCUCCAAAGUACGCUAGCAGACGACAAGGAAAAAUCCGAUCAUUAUUCACCCAAUACCGAUCACUUUGCUAUCGAAGUCGUCGAAGCGAUACAGCAUUUAGCAGCGAAUGACGGGAACAAGAGGAAAUUUGUGCAAGCAGGAAUCCUUCCUCACCUCGGUUCAUUGAUCGAUGGAUGGGAUGAUGAGCGAAAAGAAGCCCUCCAAACCUUGUGGAUACUAUCAUUCAAUCAGGACAAUAAAGACGAUAUUAAGAAGGAGAAAAGAUGUAUGGAAGCUGUUCAACGGUUAGUACAAGAUGAAGCAAGCAGUCGACAGUGUCAGUCUAUUCUAUGGAAUGUUGGCGCCCUUUCUUCCGACCAGCUUGCAAAGCAGGGCGCCAUAAACGGCAAGGGCCAGAUAGCUGGUAAAGGAUCAACUUCAUCAAAUGGAGGGAAACAAUCGUUAACAAACUACGUGAUGUUAAGUUAUCAAUGGGAUGUACAGAAAGAAAUACUGGCCGUCAAUGAGCUGCUGAAGGCAAAUGGCUUUGAAGUGUGGAUUGACGUGGAACAGAUGGGUGGCUCAACGUUGGAAGCUAUGGCACAUGCUGUUGAAAAUGCAGCAGUAGUCGUGUUAUGUUUCUCUGAGAAAUACAAGGACAGCCCAGCUUGCCGUACGGAGGCGGAGUACACCUACAAACUUCGCAAACCAGUCGUGCCUCUUAAGAUGCAGAACGGCUACGAUCCCAAUGGCUGGCUUGGGGCCAUGCUGGGCACAAAGUUCUACAUAGAAAUGUACAAACUGGACUUAGUGGACAAGAAUGGGCACUUGUUGAUACGUGAGUUGGCCAACAGGGGUUGCAAGUCGUCAGGCGAUGGUGAUGGUAGUGGUGUUAGCAAGGCUGUGGCUGGAAAGACGCAAUCGGACGAGGAUAAAUCAGGUGAUACUGACGAAAGCAACGGACUACCUACAGCAGUCGUACCCGUUGAGAAAUCACCCGAAGCGGCCCAUCACAGGGCGAACGGCGGCUUCGCGGGGGUGCCGACAACCAGCUGGAAAGGGCUCGCACCGGUGUGCAGCAGCAACGUCAUCAAAUGGACCAAUCAGCAGGCUUUGUACUGGAUCGAGGAGAACGGGUUUCCCAGGCUGACGCCUUGGUUCAAGGGCUGGGAUGGUGAAGAUCUCCUGGGACUCAAGGAGAUGGCCAUAUCGGCACCCCUGGUCUUUUACAGGAAGAUGGAAUCUGAGUUUGGACUUAAAAAGACACUUGAACUUGUACGCUUCAAGAGAUUAUUAGAUAAGAUUAUCUAAUGGAUGGAUACGGUAAUAUUUUGGUUAUUCCAAACAACGGUUAUCCUACCUCUAUAGAUCCUGAUGGUUUUGGUUAAUCAAUACCCGAUUGUGGGGCGUAUUCUUAUCUAGUUGGAGAGAAGCGGCCUGUUCAUACAUGUAGAUCCAGAUGGUUUCGGUUAAGUAAGCCCAGAUUAGUCUUACAUAAUUCUUCAUCCCAUUUGGUUUCGAUAUGCAUGAAUAAAAACACUUCAAAGACACUUUCCUUCAGUUGUAUAAAAGUUUGCAUUACUAAUGAACUGAUUCAUAAUUGUUUAUCUUAGUUUGAAAACGUGACUGGAAACUGAUAAGUUACAUCACGUUGAAAUAAGAUGAUCAGUUUGCCCAGAGUGUUCAACAAUAUUUUAGCUUCAUAUUAUAAAGUGAGUCAAAGAAUAUUCUUGAAUCUGAAUGGUUGUUUUUGUUACCUUCUUGUUUAUUGGGGAGGGGUUGGUUUGUUAAAACAAAUGACUCAUCUAUUUCAGCACACUGGGACCUGACCGUUUCUGCUUUGAAGUGCAAGCGCUGAAAAAGUAUCCAGAAUCUAGUUUAAAGGGUAGUAAGUGAAUAAAAAUAUGAAGUAAAUCUUCAAAGCAUUGAUACAAAGUGUCCUCUCUUCUUUCUUUGAAUUGCAUUUCAUUACUCAAAUCAAGAAAAAUAAAGCAGCACCAGUUGCAUAUCUGGGAUAGCCUGGGGCCCGUAACACAAAACUUAGCAAUGAUCGUAGAACAUUUUUCUACGAUUGAUUCCAUUGGCUACAAUGUACGAUCAAUCGUAAAAAUCAAGCGUACGUUCAAUCGUUAACCUUUGUGUUACGAGACCCUGGUGUCAGAGGACUGAAAGGUGUCAUUUUCGGCAAUAACACUCAGUGUUAAGUCUUUGAAUUAUCAGUGUAGAAACGGGGGUGUUAAAACUAACAAUUACCAUCCCUAGAGGACCACACCAUUGGUGUGAAAAUAACACCCUUGAGUUUGAACAUAACACCAGAGAGAAUUACAUGUACCAUCUAACAACCAAAGUAAAGGCUCGGUCCAACUGCAUUUACGGAUGGAAAGAGGAUGCACAACGUAAACAAAAAAAACAUCAGUUGAAGAACGCUAUGCAUCAAUUGUGUGCUCAUUGCAUACAUGUUUCAUAAGUCCGUUUUUUCUGUCUGUUUUCACAUAUUUUUGACAAUUUGUCAAUUUCUGGAGCGGAUGGAGCCACCUCUGGAAUUUUGCUAGUCCAUGUAUUCUUUAUGCAUACGUUUUGUGUCCAUCGGUAAGUGGGACAGAGCCAUUAGUAAGUACAUGUACAUAGCAAAUCAGAGUUGCCCUAUUGCAAUUGCUUUUCAAAAAUGCUCUUACUAAUUUGCAAAUUUGAGAUUUACAUAGCCUUAGAGAUUCAAACAGCAUAACUUUCUGAAACAUUUGAGCUUUCCUCACAGUCCACGUAAAAGAAAAAAAAAGUACAAAAUUAAUACACAACAUAUUUCACACAACACCAAUAACAGUUAUUUUUCUUCUUAAUUUUAAUAUUUGGGCUUCAAAUACAAUCACAUACUAUACAUGUCAAAAUUAAGGCUUGACCGCAACAAGCUUACUGUUUUCGCUGGUGAUUUAGGUCAUAAAAUGUCUCUUAUCUACGAACAACACAGGUAAUUGAGCCUUCAUAGAAUUUGUAAUAUAAUAUAGCUCUUAUUAUGAAUCUAUAGAAUGUCUCUGUAUACAAUGUAAAUUGGUUGCUUAUAAACAAUUUCAUACUUUCAUUUUGAGCACCAUUAUAUCACUCAGAACAAAGAAUAGUCAGGGGUCUGUUACAGAAAGAGCUGCGAUCAAAUGCAACUUCACAAAUCAUACGAAAGCUGAAUUUGAACCAAUCAGAAGUGUGUAUUUCAUACUUGUGCUUGAUUUUCUUUAGUUGUGUUUAAAUGCAGCUAUUUGUGCAACAGACCCCCAUGAGAGAUAUUUAGAGAGUGAGAUGUUUACAUUGCCCAAUCAUCACACAAGUUCACCUAGGAGAAAUUGAUUUAAUUUGGUAAAUUUUGAAUA
This is a messenger RNA of Lytechinus pictus (painted urchin), 5473 nucleotides long. RefSeq lists its product as uncharacterized. The record is from RefSeq and is a predicted model, not a curated record. Gene Ontology annotation, biological process: signal transduction. The transcript has 11 exons. The coding region runs from base 828 to 3425 and encodes 865 amino acids. Lineage: Eukaryota; Metazoa; Echinodermata; Echinoidea; Temnopleuroida; Toxopneustidae.